Molecule: messenger RNA, 4629 nt
Organism: Canis lupus familiaris (dog)
Lineage: Eukaryota; Metazoa; Chordata; Mammalia; Carnivora; Canidae
Gene: ENPEP
Product: glutamyl aminopeptidase
Exons: 20
Coding region: 136-3000 (954 amino acids)
Biological process (GO): peptide catabolic process; proteolysis
Cellular component (GO): cytoplasm
Molecular function (GO): zinc ion binding; peptide binding; metalloaminopeptidase activity
Source: RefSeq, a predicted model, not a curated record
GGGGGGGGGUGGGAAACAACGCAGACGGGCUGCCAAGCCCGGGAAUUCCUCCCAACUUGAAAAGGAAGUCGGCGGACGUUAGUGAGCUCAAUCUAACAUUCUCCCACGUGUAAUUAGUUGCCUCGGGAAGCAAAAAUGAACUUUGCGGAGGGAGAGGACGCCAAGAGGUACUGCAUCAGGACGAGACACGUGGCGGUGAUCUGCGCGGUGGUGGCGGCGGUGGGACUGAUAGUGGGCCUGUCGGUGGGCUUGACCCGGGCCGGCAGCUCCCCGGGGGGCGGCGGCCAGGGCCCCGCGCCCGGCCCCCCCUCGCAGGGCCCUUCGCCCGAGACCCCGCCGCCCGGGGACCAGGGGGUCUGUCCCGCCAGCGAAGAUGACAGCGGGGACUGGAAGAACUUCCGGCUGCCGGACUUCAUCAGCCCGGUGCACUACGACCUGGAGGUGAAGCCCCUGCUGCAGGAGGACACGUACACGGGCAGCGUGGCCAUCGCGGUCAACGUGAGCGCGCCCACCCGGCACCUGUGGCUGCACCUGCGGGAGACCAGGCUCACGCAGCUGCCCGAGCUGAAGGCGCCCUCGGGGGCGCAGGUGCAGGUCCGCCGGUGCUUCGAGUACAAGAAGCAGGAGUACGUGGUGGUGGAGGCGGAGCAAGAGCUCGCCCCCAGCACUGGCCCGGGGACCUACCUCCUGACCCUCAGGUUCGCCGGCUGGCUGAACGGCUCGCUCGUGGGAUUUUACAGGACGACCUACGAGGAGAACGGACAGAUCAAGAGCAUAGCAGCCACUGAUCACGAACCAACAGAUGCCAGGAAAUCCUUCCCUUGUUUUGAUGAGCCCAACAAAAAGGCAACUUAUAAUAUAUCCAUCAUCCACCCCAAAGAAUACAAAGCAGUUUCAAAUAUGCCAGUGGAGAAAGAAGAAUCGAUGGAUGAUAAAUGGAAUAGAACAACUUUCCAGAAGUCUGUCCCUAUGAGCACCUACCUGGUGUGCUUUGCUGUACAUCAAUUUGACUAUGUUCAGAGAACAUCAAAAAAGGGAAUACCUCUCACUAUAUAUGUCCAGCCACAGCAAAAGCACACAGCUGAAUAUGCUGCAAACAUAACUAAGAUCGCAUUUGACUAUUUUGAAGAAUACUUUGCUAUGGAUUAUGCUCUUCCUAAAUUAGAUGAAAUCGCUAUUCCAGACUUUGGCACUGGGGCUAUGGAGAACUGGGGACUCAUCACUUACAGAGAAACAAACUUGCUUUAUGACCCUCAGGAAUCAGCCUCUUCAAACCAGCAGAGGGUGGCCAGUGUGGUUGCCCAUGAACUUGUGCAUCAGUGGUUUGGAAAUACCGUGACCAUGGAAUGGUGGGAAGACUUGUGGCUAAAUGAAGGAUUUGCUUCCUUCUUUGAGUUCCUGGGAGUAAACCAAGCAGAAAAAGACUGGCAAAUGAGAGACCAGAUGUUACUUGAAGAUGUAUUACCUGUACAAGAAGAUGAUUCUUUGAUAUCUUCACACCCAAUUGUUGUCACUGUGGCAACUCCUGCUGAAAUAACAUCUGUUUUUGAUGGAAUAUCCUAUAGCAAGGGAGUUUCCAUUCUGAGGAUGCUUGAAGACUGGAUAACACCAGACAAAUUUCGGAAAGGAUGCCAGAUUUACUUGGAAAGAUACAAAUUUGGGAAUGCAAAAACUGAAGAUUUUUGGAGAGCACUUGAAGAGGCAAGUAAGUUUCCAGUGAAAGAAGUAAUGGAUACGUGGACCAAACAGAUGGGUUAUCCUGUACUUAAUGUGAAAGAUAGAAAGAAUAUCACACAGAAACGUUUUCUAUUGGACUCAAGAGCUAAUCUUUCUGAGCCACAUUCACCUCUUGGUUACACAUGGAAUAUUCCAGUUAAAUGGACUGAAGAUAAUGUAUCAAGUAUUACAUUCUACAACAGGUCAGAAACAGGAGGAAUCACUUUGAAUUCUUCUAAUCCUGCUGGAAAUUUUUUUCUCAAAAUAAACCCAGAUCAUAUUGGGUUUUAUCGUGUAAAUUAUGAAAUACCAACUUGGGAAUGGAUAGCUACCAAUCUUUUCUUAAACCACAAGAACUUUUCUUCUGCUGACCGUGCAAGUCUUAUAGAUGAUGCUUUUGCCUUGGCAAGAGCUCAACUUCUAGAUUAUAAAAUGGCUCUAAACUUGACCAAGUAUCUCAAAAUGGAAGAAGAGUUUUUACCAUGGCAGAGAGUAAUUUCAGCUGUAACCUAUAUCAUUAGCAUGUUCGAAGAUGAUACAGAACUCUACCCUGUGAUUGAGGAAUACUUCCAAAGUCGAGUGAAGCCCAUUGCAGAUCUUCUAGGAUGGAAUGACGUCGGAGACCACCUUACAAAGUUGCUCCGUGCCUCCGUAUUAGGGCUUGCAUGCAAAAUGGGAGAUCAAGAAGCCUUGAACAAUGCUACACAAUUAUUUCAGCAGUGGCUAAGUGGGACUGUAAGGCUUCCUGUAAAUCUGAGGCUUCUGGUAUAUCGGUAUGGAAUGCAGAACUCUGGCAAUGAGACUUCAUGGAACUACACUCUUGAUCAAUACCAGAAAACUUCAUUAGCUCAGGAAAAAGAAAAACUGCUGUAUGGAUUAGCAUCAGUGAAGAACGUUACUCUCUUGUCAAGAUAUUUAGAUUUGCUCAAGGACCCAAACCUUAUUAAAAGUCAGGAUGUGUUUACAGUCAUCCGAUAUAUCUCAUAUAACAGCUAUGGAAAGACUAUGGCCUGGAAUUGGAUUCAGCUCAACUGGGAAUAUCUAGUUAACAGAUACACAAUCAAUGACAGAAAUCUUGGCAGGAUUGUCACAAUAGCAGAACCAUUCAACACUGAACUACAGCUGUGGCAGAUGGAGAGCUUUUUCAAAAGAUAUCCAGAUGCUGGAGCAGGAGAAAAACCCAGGGAACAAGUGCUGGAAACAGUGAAGAACAAUAUCGAGUGGUUAAGACAAAAUAGGAACACGAUAAGACAGUGGUUUUUGGAUUUACCUAAGAAUGGCUAAUGUGUCCAAAUGUCAUAUUUUGGUUUUGUGAAUCUGUUAUAUUUGGUGGCCAAAUUUACAAGUACUAUGGAGGGAGUCUUAUACACAGAUACUGCUUUUGCUAAGUAGUGUGUUUAUAUGGUUUGCAAAGCUUUUAAAUUGUUCUUUGUUUAUGAAGGAAGAUACUAAUAGAGUAGUUAAUGUACUCAGGGAUUUUUUUCUAAGUGUACUUCAUUGGAGAUUCUUCGCAAACUGAAGAGAAUUUAAUAGCCAUUUUAAUGUCUUUAAAUAUCAUUCUUUAUAUCUUAAAUCUGUGAAAAUAGAACAAUUUGGUCUUAGCUUUACAUUUUUAGUACCAAAGAAACACUACUUAAUCUUCUCUCUUGAUUGAUUUUUAAAGUUUAAAUACCAGUACUUGAGGGACCUAAAUUACCAUCUUAAUCUUUAUUUUAUUAUUCAGAAUUACACAUACCUAAUAUCAUUGUAUUCACAUGUGUCCUAUUCCUUUAAAUCCUACCACAGUAACCCAGGUUUAAAUUUUACUCAAAUAAAUUAGCCAAAGAAAUGGCUAUUGCCUUCACUAUAAAAUCAACAAGAGAACUCUCCUCUCCUUUUUAAAAUAAAUCUGAAUGAUUAACUUGAAAAAAAAAAUGUUGUGUUCCAGUGUCACUUGACUCUCGAAUAAUAAUGACUGCAGCAUUCCCUAAAUAAUUUAGCAUGAGGCAAAUACAAUUCAAGAACCUAGCUUUUUUCAUGCUUGGGACUCUGUCGUCCUGCUCCAUUCCCUACAAAGCUCCUUCAAACAUGCUAUGAAAUUAGAGGGAAGACGGUGCUUAACUUUGCUCCAUGGAUUUUAGAGAAAAAAAGCUAAAUAAUUGGAAACUGGUCAGGAAAGAGAGAAGGCUGAUUAUUCCAUAAAACUAAAUGGAAUUAGAAUUUAGCUUUGAUCUAACCUAGCAAUCUAAGUGUGAAAAUGAGGAAACCCAUGUAUAUCUCCAGCAUGACUCUGCAUAUCUGAGGCUAUAUCUUCUCAUAGAUAACUUUUAUGUACAAACCCUUAGAUCCUAAUCCAUACAAAAUAGCACUGAUCAAAUUCAUAUUCGUGACUUGAUUAAAGGUAUCAAUUUUGUAACAGCCAGCGGCAAGAAUAUGUUUACUAUGGCACUUGAUGCCUAGUAGAUCCACAAUGUAAGUCCAAUUGAAAAGAAGGUAAAUGACUGUAUUUGAGUCUGCUAUAUCUAGAAAAUCUAAAUUUAUCUAGAAUCUUCAGAAGUAUAAAAUAAGAUUGAUUUAAUGAUAAUUAAAGCACACGAAAACAAUCAAAAUCUUAGCUUUGACUUUAUUUACAUAAUAAUGGGCCUUAAUUAAACUACUGCUAUUUCUUAAUUAUUGCUUCUCAAUCUGCACAGCUAAACUGACAAAUUCAAAGGUGGGGGGUGGGGUAGAGAAGAUUUAAAAAAAAAAAAGGAAUUUCCAUACCAGAACUUUAAAAAUAUUAUUUUAAAUUGCUUCGGAAGAAAAAAUACAUUAACAAUAUAAAUCAUCAGGAAAGCCCCACUAUCCUCAUGGUUGAUCCUCCUGCUUUAUGUAAUAAUUUUUUUAAAGAAAAAUAUAAGUUUAAGGAAUAAAUCCAUUCCAACUUGCCUACAA